This is a messenger RNA of Elgaria multicarinata webbii, 3937 nucleotides long. It is a transcript of the gene SPNS2, whose product is annotated as SPNS lysolipid transporter 2, sphingosine-1-phosphate. Gene Ontology annotation, cellular component: membrane. The record is from RefSeq and is a predicted model, not a curated record. Gene Ontology annotation, biological process: sphingosine-1-phosphate receptor signaling pathway; transmembrane transport; lipid transport. Gene Ontology annotation, molecular function: transmembrane transporter activity; sphingolipid intramembrane carrier activity. The transcript is spliced from 13 exons. The coding region runs from base 49 to 1653 and encodes 534 amino acids. NCBI's taxonomy places the organism in Eukaryota, Metazoa, Chordata, Lepidosauria, Squamata, Anguidae.
GCAGCAGCAGCAGCAGGUGCGCCUCCUCCCGCGCCCGCCGCGGCUCUCAUGAUGUGCCUGGAGAGCGACGGCUCGUCGGGCGGCGGCGGCGGCGGCGGCGGCGGACGCCUCCGGGGCCCCGGCGGGGACGAGGACGACGAGGACGACGGCGGAGGAGGCGGAGGAGGAGGAGGAGGCGAGCGGGGCUGCUGCGGGCGAGGCGGCGAGGUGCAGACGCUCUCCGGCGCGGUCCAGGCGCCCGGCGAAGGCGGCUCCAAGGCGGCGGCGGCGGCGGCGGCGGCGGCUCCCAGCCUGGGCAGAGCGCGCGUGGCGGCCGCCGCCAUCCUCAGCGUGGGCAACGUCCUCAACUACCUGGACAGGUACACCGUGGCAGGGGUUUUGCUAGACAUUCAGCAACACUUUGGAGUCAAGGAUAGCGGAGCCGGCCUUCUUCAGACCGUUUUCAUCUGCAGCUUUAUGGUGGCAGCACCGAUUUUUGGCUACCUUGGUGACCGUUUCAACAGGAAGAUUAUUCUGAGCUGUGGGAUUUUCUUCUGGUCCGCCAUCACCUUCUCCAGUUCCUUCAUCACCGAACAGUAUUUCUGGCUGUUUGUCCUUUCACGAGGUUUGGUCGGCAUCGGGGAAGCCAGCUACUCCACCAUCGCCCCCACCAUCAUAGGAGAUCUUUUCACCAAAAACACCCGGACGCUCAUGCUGUCGGUCUUCUAUUUCGCCAUCCCUCUGGGCAGCGGUUUAGGAUACAUCACUGGAUCCAGUGUCAAGCAGGUAGCGGGUGAUUGGCACUGGGCGUUGCGGGUCUCCCCCCUUUUAGGAAUGAUUACCGGGACCCUCAUCCUAAUAUUUGUUCCAGCUGCUAAGAGAGGCAACGCUGAGCAGCUGGGAGCUCAGCUGAAGGCCCGGACGUCAUGGCUGAGAGACAUGAAGGCUUUGAUAAGAAAUCGCAGCUACGUCUUCUCCUCUCUGGCUACCUCUGCAGUCUCCUUUGCCACGGGAGCUCUGGGCAUGUGGAUCCCUCUCUACCUCCACCGGGCACAGGUGGUCCAGAAAACUGCAGAGACCUGCACGUCACAGCCCUGUGGGACCAAAGACAGCUUGAUCUUCGGAGCGAUCACGUGCUUCACUGGAUUCCUGGGUGUGAUCAUUGGAGCUGGAGCAACCAAGUGGUGCCGGUUGAAAACGCAGCGGGCGGAUCCCCUGGUCUGCGCCGUCGGAAUGCUGGGCUCGGCCAUCUUCACCUGCCUGAUCUUCGUUGCAGCCAAGAGUAGCAUUGUGGGAGCCUACGUCUGCAUUUUUAUCGGCGAGACGCUUUUGUUUUCAAACUGGGCCAUCACAGCUGACAUCCUCAUGUAUGUGGUUAUUCCUACGCGCCGAGCGACAGCGGUAGCUUUGCAGAGCUUUACGUCACACCUUCUAGGAGACGCUGGGAGCCCGUAUCUGAUUGGAUUUAUUUCGGAUGUGAUACGGCAGAGCACAAAGGAAUCUCCGCUCUGGGAAUUCCUCAGCUUAGGCUACGCGCUCAUGCUGUGCCCUUUCGUCGUCGUCCUGGGCGGGAUGUUUUUCUUGGCAACGGCCCUCUUCUUCCUGAGCGAUCGAACCAAGGCGGAGCAGCAGGUCAAUCAACUCAUGCUGCCUCCAGGCUCCGUGAAAGUCUAAGGCGCUGACAUCUCGGACGAUGAAGGAAACCUUUUGUGAGCGCGGGCUGCCACGGAGCCCCCCAAACCAGCGGGAGGCCUGCCUCCGCGCCCCCCUCCCUGCUCCUGGAGCCGAGGAAGAUUCAGCCACGAGACCCAUGAGGACACGGGGGGGGCGUCGUUGCUUCAACCAAGUCCAGAGGGUCCCUCAGGGCGCUUCUGAGCAGGCCUGGAGGCCUGUGAGCGUUGUCUGCACAAGCAAAGUUUCCCACUCCAGAGGGACCUACACACACACAUUCCGCCCAGGAAGUUGUUCGCGUCAGCCGUUGGACGCCCGGCUGGCCUUUCUCCGCAAACCCAGAAACAUUGUCCCAGUCGAAAAAGCAAAGCUUAGCUUUCCUAUUUGCAAAACCCUACAUACGUUUUAUUAUUAUUGAUUAUUAUUAUUAAUUAUUAUUAUUAUUAUUAUUAUUUAAUCACACCAUAGGAUGCUUUCUUUCUGCAGAAGGCUGAAAAGACUGGACUUGGGUGAACAGUGUUUUGUUUUUGACUAUUUAAGGGUAUUGUUUGCACCAGCAGUGUGCUGGGGCUACCUCAGACCUACCAGAGGGUUUGGUCUUGGACCGGCGUGAAUUUGGUGUUUAAAUUCGCACUUUCCCAGGAGUGAUUUCAAGUGACAGUAAAAAAAAAAAUGACGACGACAAGGACAGUUCUGGUGUAGAGUAUCAAUGGCCAGUGGUCCUCCAGAGCAGAGAAAUGGUUGGCUAGAGGGGACCUUUUCCGAAGAUGGAAUGCUCCGUAUCCCUUUACGCAACGCAAAGGGAAGUGGGAGCGUCGCUGCUUCCUCGUCCACGCUGGGGCAAAGCAGAGAAGAACGGCCUGAAAUUCGGUUCCAUGUUUCCGCUGGACCCGGAAGUCUUGCACUGCUAAUGACUGCUGAUUUGGGGAGGUGGAUGUGACCCGCUCUUCGGUUUCGGAGGGAGGGGACGCCACGUGGACUGGGUGGCCCAUCCGGAUCUCUGAAGCUGCAUCUCCAGUCUCCGUGGCUCGCCAUGGAGCUACGGCCCUGUUCCGUGAGAGCUCUGGGAAGGGCGGUCAGCGAGGGGCGCGCGUCAUCAGCAGGAACUUGACGGGCUCCCGGUGUCAUCUCAGCCAAAGACGCAGGAAGGCAGAGAGAUGAGUUCUGUCCCAAGGGGUCUUGAAUGGAGUUAGGUUGGGCGUGUUCUAACAGAGACCCGCCCCCUCUCUCUCGCACGCCGGUUUCUUUAACUUGCCUUCACCCAUAACACGUUCGGUGCGGAUAGUGGUUCCUGCAGGUGGGGGGAUUUCCAAAGAGGAACGACUCCGCCAGCACCCACUGCACUUUUUAGGGAGGCAGAAUUGCAAGCGUGACGCCGAUGUGACACAGUACCAAUUCUUAUGCUGUACCACUGCCGGUCACUAGGAACAGGGGCGGUGUCAGCGUCCGGCAUCCUUGGGCGAGUGCCAUGGUACUAGCAUCAUGGCAGAGUCCACCCCAAGCCCUCCACCACCACCACCCCUUUAUAAAAAUAACUCUCCCGGCUCAAGGCGAAGUCUCAUUCUGGGCUGCUGUGGGAAAUUUAAGUGGCAGCUAGAGAAACCUGCCCAGUGAGUGGAGUAAGAAAUGCAAAAUUCAGCACGGACUCAACUGGGCUUACUGUUGUUAAACCGUGCGCUACAGGCGUGGGUACCUGUGAGCAAGUUUCUAGAUCGCACCAAACUCUUCACCAGAGAGAAUGGGGGAAAGGGAGCGAAGUCUCGGAUGUGCAUAGGCGCCAGGAGAGACAGAAAUGCAAAACGGAUCGAAAAAGAGCAUAAAUAUCGGACACGUUCCUCUGAAUUUCAGCCACACCAGGACGUUAGAAAGGCGCACUCUCUGGCUAUAGGCUUAAGUAAGGUUAAAACAUAACCUGGGAAGGUAAUCUUGAGGCCCCCCGCCCAAUCCCCACCUUUUGCCGACCCCCGUGAUGGGAUCUGUCAUUUGACCUCGACGUUUUGUAAAAAGACACUUAACAAUCACCUUGCCGAUGUGAAAGAGUGUGAUGUACGUUUUUUCUUGUUAUACAAGGCAGGACUCAAAAUCGUUUUCUGAUUUUCUUUCAGAAGCAAAACAAUAACAAAGAGACAAGGAAAUGGCUGUUUUAUUUUUUAAAGAGCUAUGAAAUUGAUGAUGGGUCUCAGAGUAGAAGGAAAAAAAAUUCAAAUAUAUAUAUAUAAAUAUAUAUAAGAUAUAUAAAUACAUAAAUUGUUAUGUAAAUUAAGAAAUAAAGAAGUAUUUAAACACA